Messenger RNA from Uranotaenia lowii, 1872 nucleotides. RefSeq lists its product as uncharacterized. The record is from RefSeq and is a predicted model, not a curated record. The transcript has 2 exons. The coding region runs from base 11 to 1336 and encodes 441 amino acids. NCBI's taxonomy places the organism in Eukaryota, Metazoa, Arthropoda, Insecta, Diptera, Culicidae.
CGAAACAUUCAUGAAAUUGAAGCCGUUUAGUUCAAGCAGACCAAAACGAUGGGAUAGCAUCGGCAAAACUUGGAAAUGGAUAGCAGGUACCCCAGACGCAGAUGACUUGAAGAUGAUCAACACCAGCAUCAACUCCUUGGUACUCCAGAAUAAUCAACAAGUAUUAAUCAACGAAGAAAUUGGAAAACGAAUUCAGGAUAUAACAGCAAUCACCAACCAAGUUCUGAAAGCUGAAAAAGAGAGAACGAAGAACCGAUCUUUGGAAUUUAAUCAACUCAUAAUGUUAUCAAACCUUGAUUCACUACAAGAUCAAGUCGAGACAUUGGAAGAAGCGGUUUUAAUGGCAAAACAUGGAAUUCCCUGUAGUAAGUUAUUAACGAUACACAAUUUUAAUAACAUUGCUACUUAUCUAGCCAAAUAUGAUAUGUUUAUAUCAUCAUUUGAAGAAUUAUUAUCAAAAGCCAAAGCACAAGUUAUGAUGAACACAACACAUAUUCAUUAUAUCUUAAAGAUUCCGCAAUUAUCAAUCAAUACUUAUGAACACAUCUAUGUUGAUUCGAUAAUUAAGAAUGACAAAAGAAUUUCCAUAAAGCAAAAUUAUUACUUACGAAAUUUAUCUCAUAUUUAUGAAUUGAAACAUUCUUGUUCAAAUGAAGCAGAAUAUUUCUUAUGUGAGAAUCAAGACAUUGAUAUUCCACCACAUUGCAUAAAGGAAUUAAUAUUUGGACAACAUACAAAUUGCACCUUUGAACGAGUCUAUUCAAAAGGAUUAAUAAAAAGAAUAACGGAUGCAACAAUUUUGAUUAAUGAUGCAGUUAUCGAAAUAACAUCAAAUUGUAGCAAUAACAAUCAUAUUCUUAAUGGAUCAUUUUUAAUCCAAUUUGAACAGUGCAAUUUAAGAAUAAAUGGAGAAUUAUAUUCGAAUUAUGAGAUGACAUUACCAAAUAAUCCUUAUCAUCCAACAACAGGAUUAUUAGUGAACGAGAUAGGAAUAAUUGACUCACCAACCCCGGAGUACUUGACGAAUUUAACAUUAUCUCACCGUGCAAAAAUGGAUUUCAUCGAACUACAGAACCAGUCAUUGGAAUGGAAAUUCAACCUAUUUGGAUCAUUCACCGGAACAUUGGUAACGAUAACUAUAAUUUAUUUUGCCAUUCGUUUAGUUCUUUCUAGAAGGAAUUCGCUUCAAAUAAACAUCAAGCCUGAGAAGAUAGACGAAACAGCAUUGACAGAAAUAUCAACAGAGCCUGAGUCUUCAACAAAACAGUUGUCGGAGGAAAAACAAAACGAGAUUGAAAAAUUCCUGAAUGUAUCAACACCUUAUCGAAACAUUUGAGCUUCUGGAAGAAGUCACUUAAGAAGGGAGGAGUUACGUCAACACCAUCCAGACGGUCAACGAUAGUAAAACAAAAACAGAUGUGGCCUCGACUGAUUGAUUGGAAUGCGGCGUGGCGAGCUUCAUUAGAAUUAAAUUAUUUUAAACACAAGUGUUUCGGCUAAUUGAAUUGAUAGGAAAGAACCAUAUGUUCUUUAUGUCUAGAAAGACCAUAUGUUCUUUGUAUUAGAAUUGUAUAAAAAGGGAUUAGCAAUUGGUAGUAACUUUAGAAUCAGUUCAGGUACAGUCAGAGUUAGUUCAGACUUAGGAGUGGUUCUCAUAAUUGUAUGUUGGGUUAUUAAGAAUAAAAUAUAUUUUUUUAUUCAAACCUAGCGUGCAAUUAUUAAUUCCAGCGUGGAAAUCCAGGUUGUGUCUGCGAAAUAAGAUGCUUAUUUAUAAGCAAGUAUUCCGACCAGCGAUAAUGUAUGCAGUUCCGAUUUGGUCUAGCUGCUGCGCGACAAGGAAAAAAGCCAUCCAGAGGAUUCAGAACAAGGUUC